CUCACUGCAAAAAUGUAAAAACAAACAAAAAACACAACUGUUACCUCUCUCUCCCAUUCCCAUUCCCAUUCCCAUUACUCUCUCUCUCUGUGUUUCAUCUCCUCUUCAUUUCCUUCCACUAAUCUCACUGUAUGUGUGUAUGUAUGUAUUGACUUCACUUGUGAACUGCUAAUUGCUUUGUCAUCAAUUAUUGGAUUACUAGUCCAGAUUCCGAUCCACUAUUUCAUGUAUGAUCUGAUAAAACAUCCGACAGUUUAUCGGAAAGUUCAUGGACACACUAUGCCUAUCCUCCAAGGUUAAGGCAACAUGCUGUUCGUUUUUGCACUAGUGUUACUUUAUCUGAUAGCCGCCAAUCAUCAAGGCCAAUUUUUUGGCAUUUUCGUUCAAUGGAAUUGAGUGAAAGUGUCCCCUGUAUUUGAAACUCACCCUUGUCCUCUGUUUACAUGGACCAUUAUUCAUCUGGAGAAGACCUCCUUAUUAAGACAAGGAAGCCUUAUACAAUCACUAAGCAGCGUGAGCGAUGGACUGAAGAAGAACAUAACAGGUUUCUAGAAGCACUCAAGUUGCAUGGCCGUGCCUGGCAGCGUAUAGAAGAACAUAUAGGAACCAAGUCUGCUGUGCAGAUCAGAAGUCAUGCACAGAAGUUUUUUACAAAGUUGGAAAAGGAGGCCACUGUAAAAGGAGUUCCAGUAGGACAUGCUAUUGAUAUUGAAAUCCCUCCACCACGCCCUAAAAGGAAACCCAGCAAUCCGUAUCCUCGAAAGACUAGUGUGGGAGCUCCUACGUCGCAUGUGACAGUGAAGGAUGGCAAAAUAUCAAAUCCACUAUCGAGUAAAAUUACAAUAGAGAAAGAAUCUGAGGAGCCUUGUGAUGAUGGGAAACUAGAAAACAGUAAUGAAUACCACGAAACGGAUAAUUGGUCUGAGGCUUACACUCUUCUCAAAACAGCUCCUUGUGCAUCCCCAUCUUCAACUAACAAAUCCUCGUUGUCAAUGUCUGAUGCACCUGGAAAAUCAUGUACUUUUAGGCAAUAUAUUCCACUCCCAAAAGAAGCAGGUAAUCAGGAUGAAGUUGUUGUAUCUAAGGUCACUAUUGAAACCAAAGGACUUGCGGCGGAGAAGUGCGAUGACAAAAAAUAUUUUCAGGAUAAGGCUCCAUCUAACAUUUCGAAUGUCGUGAACUCGUACCUUUCACAUGAGAAAUAUGUGCAUAGUAAAAGAAUAGCAGAGUUGAAGAAGUCUGAAAAUGCACUGCCAAUCGCUGAUGUUCUAUCCUCACAGAACUAUCCUCGCCAUGUCAAUGUGCACAUUGUUGAUGGGAUCCCAGGUGCAAGUGCUCAAACUAUUUCCCCAGAUGGUUCCUGUACAGAUUCUACCUUUCAUCAAAUGGGUGGAGUUUAUGGUCAUCAAAAUCUAUUCAUGAAGCCAGCCGAACAUUAUAGUAAUGCAUCAGGAUCUUCCGUUCAUCAGUCGUUUCCUAGUUAUCAUCCAAUCUUCACUCCAAAUCAAAACCAAGAUGAUUAUUUGCACAUGUCGUCUACAUUUUCAAGUCUUAUUGUAUCUGCCCUAUCACAAAAUCUAGCAGCCUAUGCUGCAGCUAGCUUUACCGCGAGUUUGUGGCCAUGUGUAAACAUGGAAGCUCCAAUAGAAUCUUCGGAUGGGGCAUUUCAAUCCAGGCCUUUGAGUUCAGUUCCUAGUAUGGGAUCAAUUGCUGCAGCUACAGUAGCAGCUGCAACUGCAUGGUGGACAGCUCAUGGUCUUCUUCCUCUACCUGCUCAGUUUCUCCCUGGUUUUACCUGCUCCCCUGCAUCGGUAUCUGCAACUCCUAUGGAAAGCAGCGAAGGUAGAGUUAUAAACAGUGAAAAAAGAGAAAACACUCCUAAUCCUGCCUUGGGAGGUCAACAACUAGAACCAGAUUGCUCUAAGGCUUUGCAUGAACAGCAUUCAGCUUCAAAGUCACCAAUGUUAUCAUCAUCAGAUUCUGAAGCAAGUGAAAGUGCAAAACUGAAUGUGGGGUUAGCUACUGCCGAAACAACAAAAGUUUCGGAAACAGAUGAGCUGGAUAAUGAUGUAAACAAAUCCAAGAACCAGAAGCUGGUGGACCGUUCUUCGUGUGGAUCAAACACAUCUUCGAGCAGUGACGUAGAAACAGAUGCUUUGGAGAAGCACGCAAAGGGAACAGAGGAAAAUCAUAUGAAUGGUGAAGAGGAGCCAGAAGAAGUUGAUGCAAAUCAUCCUCUUGGUGACCCAUUUAAUCGACGUUGUAGAAGCAUUAUCAAUAUAAAUGAUUCUUGGAAAGAAGUAUCAGAAGGGGGACGACUGGCAUUUCGGGCACUCUUUUCUAGAGAAAGAUUGCCUCAGAGUUUUUCACCACCACACGAUGUAAAGAAUAAGGGGGAGAAAAAUUAUACCGAAAAUGAGCAGAAAAAAGACGAAAGUGGAGUGCGGUUAGACCUGAAUGCAAAGACAUGGGAGAGCUGUUGGCAGAAACAAGGGGUGGAAAAUAAUGGGAGUUUAAUAGGUGAAAACAAGGAAGAGGGAUUAUUAGAUUUGGGACUUGGACUAGCAGCAGCUAAUAAGCUGAAAGCACCUCGCCGAACAGGAUUUAAACCAUACAAGAGAUGUGCAAUGGAGGCAAAGGAAAGUAGGAUGGCACCUAACAGUCAUAAUGAAGAGAAAUGUCCCAAGAGAUUACGCAUGGAUGAGCAGGAAGAUCAUGCUUCUUCUACUAAAUUGUUCAGUUUGUAUCCAAUCUAAAGCUGCCUUGCAUUGCAUGCAUUUUUCACUUCAUGUUUUAGUUCUCAGCUAUAUAUUGUAUUGAUGUAAAAGAUAAGGAUACUUUUUCCAGUGUAGUCGUGUGUACUAUUUUAGGGGUCAUGCAAAUGGACAUAAGUCAUUUAUCUGUCAAUGUAUACUUGUCUGAAAACAAAUCUUAUGGCAGUGAUAAGUGUUCGUUUUGCACAACUUUUACUUA
Molecule: messenger RNA, 2973 nt
Organism: Erythranthe guttata (spotted monkey flower)
Lineage: Eukaryota; Viridiplantae; Streptophyta; Magnoliopsida; Lamiales; Phrymaceae
Gene: LHY
Product: Homeodomain-like superfamily protein
Molecular function (GO): DNA binding
Source: RefSeq, a predicted model, not a curated record